CCGCCCCCACUCUCAGCUGAGGGGCCCCUUGACUUUCUUCGGGGUUCCCCUUCCCCGCUUCCCUCUGGCCCAACCACUCGCGUCCUGUGGCAGCCCGGCCAGAGAAGGAAGCAGAGUCCGGGCUCCCUGUAACCUGCCAGGGUGUGAAGCAAGGCUUUCCCCGCCCUGAGGCCCCAGCAUAAAAGGCAGCCCCGGGCACCCCUGCGCUCCUAGCCGACCCUGUGCGCCCUGCUCGCCAUGUCCCGGCUCUGCGCGCUGCUCGCCUGGGCCCUGCUCGCCCUCCAGGGACUCGGGAAGGAGGCGACAGAAGACGAGGCCUGCUGCGGCCCCAUUGUGCCCCGGAGAGAGUGGAGGGCCCUGGCGUCCGAGUGCGCCCAGGAAUUGAAACUGCCGGCGCGCUACGUGGUGGUGUCGCACACGGCGGGCAGUCACUGCGACACCCCCGCCUUGUGCCUGCAGCAAGCGCAGAACGUGCAGCACUACCACGCGCGGACACUGGGCUUCUGCGACGUGGGCUACAACUUCCUGAUUGGAGAAGACGGGCUCGUGUAUGAGGGCCGGGGCUGGAAGAUCAAGGGUGACCACAGCGGUCCCACCUGGAACCCCAGAGCCAUCGGCAUCACCUUCAUGGGCAACUUCAUGGAGCGGUCGCCCCAUCCCCGGGCCAUCCGGGCGGCCAAGAGUCUGCUGGCUUGCGGAGUGGCUCGGGGAGCUCUGAUUCCCAACUAUGAGGUCAAAGGACAUCGGGAUGUGCAGCAGACGCUCUCUCCAGGCGACCGGCUCUACGAUAUCAUCCAGGAGUGGCCACACUACAGGGAGUGAGGCCCUGACCAUCUCUAUCCCCAGUCAGAAGCCCCUGGCCUUCCCCUCCAAUAAAAGUGCAACUCAAACUGUG
Messenger RNA from Myotis lucifugus (little brown bat), 895 nucleotides. RefSeq names its product peptidoglycan recognition protein 1 (gene PGLYRP1). Lineage: Eukaryota; Metazoa; Chordata; Mammalia; Chiroptera; Vespertilionidae. The transcript has 3 exons. The record is from RefSeq and is a predicted model, not a curated record. Gene Ontology annotation, molecular function: N-acetylmuramoyl-L-alanine amidase activity; peptidoglycan immune receptor activity; zinc ion binding. Gene Ontology annotation, biological process: innate immune response; defense response to Gram-positive bacterium; peptidoglycan catabolic process. The coding region runs from base 238 to 822 and encodes 194 amino acids.